This is a messenger RNA of Saccharomycopsis crataegensis, 1017 nucleotides long. RefSeq lists its product as uncharacterized. Bases 1 to 1017 code for a protein of 338 amino acids. Lineage: Eukaryota; Fungi; Ascomycota; Saccharomycetes; Ascoideales; Saccharomycopsidaceae. The transcript has a single exon. The record is from RefSeq and is a predicted model, not a curated record.
AUGAUGAUGAAAGUGAAAGAUAUCUCAUGGGAAGGUGAAAUCAAGUUCAAUUCUCCAAGUUAUAAUAACAAAAAAAGUUGGGCCAGCAUAUCAAGAUUGGAUAAAUCCUUCAGCACCACUGAAUUGAAGAACAAAAUAAGUUUCAUUCUUCCAAUCUUCAAGCGCUGUGCUAAUAUUGGGCAUAGUUUACCACCAGACAUAAUAACGUUCCAAGGUGCCAUUGAAUCAUUCAUACUUUUAUGUGAGGCUGCUUUUUUUAGCUGGAAAGAUCCAACAGGAAACUAUGAUGGAUUGAAUAAUAAAAUCCAGAAUUUUGUUGCUAGAAUGAAAGUGCUUGAUGAAGCUCAAGGACUUCUGAAAUCUCCGUGGAGUCUCCCUGCUCACUAUUUGGAUGAUCAUUUGUGGGAGAUGUUCAAAAUCCACGGACCGUUAUCCCAAUUUUGCACCAACGGGCUUGAGAUGGAUAAUGCCAUUAGUAAAAAGCUUGACAAGAAGUCUCGUUAUGGAGUCAAAAGCAUAGCCAAUGACUUUGGUAUGUUGACUCUCAAAAGAAAUGAGGAAUCAAUGUACCAUAGCUUAGAAUGGUCUGAAGAGAGCUUUGAAAAUGAGUGGAAAGACUUCCUGUUAUUGGAAAGUUUGCCACAAGAGUUACCAAAGAACGGUAAAAUAUAUCAUACAAUGAACCACUUUCACCACAAAGUAACAUCCAGUAGCGUCUCCAGUAUUGUCGAUUUCCCGCUAAUCUCCUACCAGAAUGAAUUGCUCAUGUUUGUUGCUGGUUUCCGAGAUUCACAAAGUGGGGAGACCCUGGAGUAUAUAGUAGUAAUCAAAGCCAAACAUCUGGACAGCCAGAGUAAAGGGAAUCAAACCUUUGCCACUAUCAGCCUCAAGGAAGAAGAUUAUGAAAUAAAGAAUGAUAUGGAGUUCUUCGAGUGUCCUCUGAUGGAUAUGAUAAGUUUAAGACAGUACUUCUCCUGCUCAGGUGAGGACAUUGGAUAUAGUUCUUUAUUUCAUUAG